Messenger RNA from Symbiodinium pilosum, 6141 nucleotides. The record is from the annotation of a GenBank genome assembly. Lineage: Eukaryota; Dinophyceae; Suessiales; Symbiodiniaceae.
AUGACACCGCGAGCCGAAGCGGCGCGCUUUGCUGCGCCUUCCGGCGGCCGGCUGACGGCGGAGAUGGUGCAGGCCUUUGAACGCGACGGCUUUCUGGUGCUGGAGGACAUGGUGCCUCAGGCAGACUGCGAAGCCCUGAUCGCCCGCGCCGAGGCCAUGGUAGAGGAUUUCCAGCCGGCCAGCGUCGCUUCGAUCUUUUCGACCCAGGGCCAGGUCCAUGGCCGCGACCGCUACUUCCAGGACUCCGGCGACAAGGUCCGCUUCUUCUUUGAAGAGGAGGCCUUCGACGCCGCGGGCGCGCUGCGCCAGGCCAAGCGGCUGUCGAUCAACAAGAUCGGCCAUGCCCAGCACGAUCUCGAUCCCGUCUUCGCCGCGUUUUCGCACCGCCGCGCUUUCGACAACACCGUCAAGGCGCUGGGCUGUGCCUGCCCCCUGGCGCUGCAGUCGAUGUACAUCUUCAAGCAGCCGCGCAUUGGCGGCGAGGUCGGCUGGCAUCAGGAUUCGACCUUCCUCUAUACCGAGCCCCUGAGCGUGCUCGGCCUAUGGUUCUCGCUGGAAGACGCCACGCUGGAGAACGGCUGCCUCUGGGCGCUGCCGGGUGCCCACAAGGGUCCGCUGCGCCAGCGCUGGCGCCGCGUUGGUGAGCGUCUGGUGAUGGAAUCCCUGGACGAGACACUCUGGGACGAGGAGACGGCGGUGCCGCUGGAGGUGCGCCGGGGCGCCAUGGUGGUGCUGCACGGCAAGCUGCCCCACGGCAGCCUGCCCAACCGCUCCGAGCGCUCGCGCCACGCCUAUACCCUGCAUGUGAUCGACGGGGCCUGCGACUAUCCGGCGGACAACUGGCUGCAGCGCAGCCCGGCGCUGCCGCUGCGCGGUCUCACCGCCGGCGGCGUGCAGAUUGCUUUUGGAUUGGAGAAGAAGAUGACUCUUUCUCGCAGCCUCCGGCAGUGCGUUUUCACCGCGGCUCUCAUAGCCUCGGCCUUUCUGAUCCCGGCCCUUCCCGCAGCCGCGGAACCGGUCACGGUCAGCCUCAUGCACAUCAACGAUCUCGACCGCAUCGAGGAAUCCAAGGGCAAGGGCGGCAUAGCCCGGGUCAUGGCCCUGGUGCAGCAGGAACGCGCCCGCGCCGACACCGUGAUCUUCACCCACGGCGGCGACACCAUCUCGCCCUCGCUGCUGUCCUCCUUCGACAAGGGUGCCCACAUGAUCGACCUCUACAACGAGGCCGAACUGGACCUGCUGGUGAUGGGCAACCACGAGUUCGACUUCGGUCCCGAGGUGGCCAAGCAGCGGGUAAGCGAAGCCCGCUUCACCGUGCUGGCCAGCAACAGCCGCGACAGCGACGGCGAGCCGCUGGACGGCACCGCCGCCACCUGGAUGGCCGAAGCCGGGCCCUACAAGAUCGGCUUCUUCGGCCUGACGACGCCGGAGACCGCGGACAUCUCCAGCCCCGGCACGGUGACCUUCGAACCGCUGCUGCAGUCGGCCCGCGACUACUCCCAGCAACUGCGCGAUGAGGGCGCGGACCUGGUGGUGGCCGUGGCCCACACCGGCGUCGAGGAGGAUCUCAUGCUGAUGCGUGCCGACAGCGGCAUCGACAUUCUGAUGUCCGGCCACGACCACCUGCUGGUGACCUACUACGACGGCCAGCGUGCCUUCAUCGAGUCCGGAUCGCAGGGCGAGCAACUCGUUGUGGUCGAUGUGACCCUCAACACGGUGGAAAGCCGCGGGCAGCAACGUUUCGUCUGGGAGCCGGCCUUCCGUAUCGUCGACAGCCGCAGUGUCGAGCCCGAUGCGGCCAUGGCGGCCAAGGUGCAGGUCUACCUCGACCGUUUGAGCGAGGAGCUGGACGUGCCCAUCGGCACUGCGCUGACCGCCCUCGACAGCCGGCGCGCCUCCGUACGCGGCGGCGAGACGGCCAUCGGCAACCUCAUCACCGAUGCCAUGCGACAAGGCGUCGAGGCCGACGUGGCGCUCACCAACGGCGGCGGCAUCCGCGGCGACAAGACCUACGACGCCGGCAUCACCCUGACCCGCCGCGACAUCCAGACCGAGCUGCCCUUCGGCAACAAGACCGUGAAGCUGGAGCUGACGGGCGCGCAGUUGAUGCAGGCCCUGGAGCACGGCUUCAGCAAGGUGGAGGAGGGGGCCGGGCGCUUUCCCAGCGUCUCCGGCAUGACCGUGACCUGGAGCCGUUCGGCCCCGGCGGGUCAGCGUGUGCGCUCCGUCACCGUCGGCGGCAAGCUUCUGGACCCGGAGGCGAGCUACACCCUGGCGACCAACGACUUCGUCGCGCGCGGCGGCGACGGCUAUGCCGUCUUUACCGAGGCGGUGCCGCUGAUCGACGGCAUCUCCGCGCGUCUGAUGGCGACCAUGGUGAUGGACUUCGUCGCCGCCACCGGCGAGGUCUCCCCCAAGGUGGAGGGCCGGGCCGGUGCGAAUCGAACGAUGAUCGAAACGCUCGCCUUCGAUGCCGACGAUACGCUCUGGCACAACGAGCACCUGUUUCAGGAUACGCAGGAGAAGCUUGCGGAAAUCGUCGGCCGCCACCGCCCGGGGGAGGACAUCGCCGAAGCCCUCUAUGCCGUGGAGAUGCGCAACCUCGCGCUUUUCGGUUACGGCAUCAAGGGCUUCACCCUCUCCAUGGUGGAGGCGGCCAUCGAGUUGACGCGCGGGCGCAUCGCAGCGGACGAGAUCCACGAGAUCGUGCAGCUCGGUAAGACGAUGAUGACCGCGCCGGUCGACCUGCUGGAGGGUGUGGAGGCGGUGCUGGACGCUGUCUCCGGACGCUACCGCACGCUGCUCAUCACCAAGGGCGACAUGGUGGACCAGACCAGCAAGAUCGAACGCUCCGGCCUCGCCGGUCACUUCGAUCAGGUGGAGAUCGUGCCGCGCAAGGACGCGGCGACCUAUCGCCGGGUCUUCGACCGUCACGGCGUCGAUGCGUUGCGCACCGUGAUGGUCGGCAACUCCGUGCCGUCGGACGUGCUGCCGGUGCUGGAACUCGGCGGCUUCGCCGUCCACGUGCCCUAUGCCAUCCUCUGGGCUCACGAGGCCCAUGAUGCCGACCCCGUCAGCGAACGAUUCCACCGCCUGGAACGGCUGGAGGACCUUCCGAGGCUCUUGCAGCGGCUCGGGGAAAUCGACCUGCUGCGGGCCGAAAUGACCGGGGUCAGCGAGGCCCGCCAUGCCGAUAUCCCGGUGCUGAAGGGCGAUUUCAAAGGCACCGAAAUCGCGCUGGCGCGCUGCGGCAUCGGCAAGGUGAACGCCGCCAUCUGCACGCAGAUGCUGGUCAACCUCUACGAGCCCGAUGCCCUCGUGUUCAGCGGCGUCGCCGGCGGUCUGCUGCCCAAUAUGCGGGUCGGCGACCUGGUGAUCGCCAGCCACCUCAUCCAGUUCGACAUCGACCUGACCGCUUUCGGCCGGCGCCACGGCGAACUGCCCGAUGGGGACCGCAUGAUCCAGUCGGACCCCGACCUGAUCGAAAAGACCGCCGAUGCCUUCGACGGUGCGUUCAAUGGCGCAGAGGCCGAGCCCAACCUGAUGAUCGGCACCGUCGUCUCCGGUGACCGCUUCGUCGAGGAUUCCAAGACCCUGCGCUGGCUGCAGCGGGAGUUCGGCGCCCUGGCGACGGAGAUGGAGGGCGCCGCCGUCGGCUACACCUGCCAGCUCAACAAGCUGCCUUUCGUCGUGGUGCGCGGCCUCUCCGACACCGCCAACGAAGCCGCGCCGGACGAUUUCAAGGCCAACCUGGAAACCGUCUGCCGCAACUCCUACCGGCUCAUGGUGCAGGGCCUGAGUCGGUACGGUCUUGCCGUCGAGCGCCUCCAGCGCUUUUCCGAGGCGUCGGGCCUCCUCCGGACGCCGCGCCCCUACGCAGGGGAAGAAGCCGCAACGGCCGAGGGACCGCGCCGCGAAGCCGUCUGCGGUCUUGGUAGCGAGGAGGAAGAAGCCCCAGCCGUUCCCGCCGGUCAGGGGCAGCAGCAGGCGGCCGCCGGGGACGAGCCGGUCGAGCCAGGCACGCGCCGGAUAGGUGGCGCCGGCGAAGGCGAUGACCACAUCAGCGGACGGCCCGCCGGUCACUUCCACGCCGUUCCCCGGGACGACGGAGGCCUGCGGCCAGAGGGCGAGGGCCGCCUUGGCGCGAACGGCGGUAUAGUAUCCGGUGCCCGCGCCCACCUGGACGACCCGCUCACCGGCCUUGAGGUCGAGCUGAUCGAAGACGUAGGCCCAGAGCGAGGGCUGCCCGUUGUUCAGGUCGCGCGCCUCGUCGAUGACCACCAGCACAUCGUGGUAGAGCGCGCGGGGAUCGGCAUCGGGCGUCUCGAAGGCCGGCGCGCCGCGCCGGUCCUCCGCAUACCACCGCCGCGCGGCUUCGAUGUCAUCCGUCAUCCCUGGCUCCUUGUUGCGGUCCGGUCCCGGAUCGUGAAGCAUCUUCCCCUUCCGGCUGUCGACAAUAGCAUUGGCGGGCAUCGGUUGCCGUGCUAUGCGGCGGACAUGCUUGCCAGCCUGCCUGAUAUCUCCUCCCUUACAAUCCUUCUUCUCGGCGCCCUGACCGCGGGUUUCGUGACCGGAUUUGCCGGCUUCGGCACCGGACUGGUGGCCUCGGGGUUCUGGUUCCAUGUGCUGCCGGCGGCCACGGUGCCGCCUCUGGUGGUGAUGGCCUCGGUGGCGGCGCAGCUCGUCAGCCUCAUCGGCCUCAGGCCCCGCUUCGACUGGCCCCAGGCGGCGCCCUAUCUGAUCGGCGGCAUCCUCGGCGUGCCGCUGGGCGUGAUGGCCCUGGCGGCGGCCUCGCCGGACCUGCUGCGCACGGCGGUGGGCAUCUUUCUGGUGCUCUAUGCCCUGGUGCAGUUCUCCGGCCUCCUGCGCCUGCAGAUCGGCGGCUGGGGCGGGCGCUCCUCCGAUGCCGCGGUCGGCAUCGGCGGCGGCAUCAUGGGCGGCUUCGCCGGCCUUUCCGGGCCGCUGCCGCUGAUCUGGCUGCAGCUGCGCGGUGGACCUGCCACCGGCCAGCGCGCUGUCUACCAGCCCUUCAAUCUCAUCGUGCUGGCCACCGCCUCCGCCGGCAUGGCCCUCGGCGGCCAGGUCGACACCGCGGUGCUGACGGCGCUCUUGUUCUCGGUGCCGGCCACGGUGGUGGGCGCCUGGACGGGCGCGCGGCUCUACCACAAGGCAGUCAGAGGGAGAGCCAUGCGGCACAACGGUGGAUGUCACUGCGGGGCCAUUGAGGUCACCUUCGAAAGCGCGAUCGCGCCGGAGGCGAUGGAGGUGCGGGCCUGCCAGUGCAGCUUCUGCCGCAAGCAUGCGUCGCUGGCCGUCUCCGACCCUGCCGGCCAUCUCCGCAUCACCCUGCGCGACCCCACCGCCGUCCAGCGUUACCGCUUUGGGUUGUCCACUGCAGAUUACUUCCUCUGCCGGCGCUGCGGGGUCUACGUGGCCGCGAUCCUGGAGGAGGCGGGGCAACACUAUGCCAUCGUCAUCGUCAACGCGCUGGAGGAGGCCGGGCGCUUCAGCCAGCCGCCGCUUGCCGCCGACUACUCCCACGAAGACGAAGCGGCUGCCGUGGCCCGGCCGCGCGAGUUCGACAAGGAAGAGGUGGUGGCGGCGGCCCUGGGGGUGUUCUGGCGCCAGGGCUAUCAGGCCACCAGCGUGCAGGACCUGGUGGAGGCCACCGGCGUCAACCGCGGCUCCCUCUACGAUACCUUCGGCGACAAGCACGGCCUCUUUCUGGAAGCGGUGGAGCACUACCGCCGCCGCUUCACCGGGCGUCGCCUGAGGCGCCUGGAAGAGCCGGGUCCGCUGCGCCCGAAGCUGGCCGCCUUCUUUGGCGACGUGGUCGAGUUUUCGGUCGGGGAAGGCCGGCUGCUCGGCUGCCUGAUGACCAAUGCCGCCAUCGAGAUGGCGCCGCACGACCGCGAGACGGCGCUGGCCGUCGCCGCCAACAUGGGCAGCAUGGAAAGCGCAUUCCGCCGUGCCCUCACCGCCGCGCAGAAGAACGGGGAGCUUUCAGCCGACAAGUCGCCGCGCGACCUCGCGCGCUUCCUGACUGCAACCGCCAACGGCCUGCGCGUCAUGGCCAAGGUGGCGCCGGAACGGGCGGCCUUGAAGAGCGUCGUACGCAUCGCGCUGCAGGCGCUCGAUUGA